AUGGACGUUGGAAAGCGCCUUCGACAGGAACACAAACCAACCAUGAAGCUUCUAGCUCGUCACCCCAACUUCACGUUGCAGCGUGCUCGCCGGUUGAUCGAGAGUUUUCCCGACGAAAUUCUCAUCGCCAUCUUUGUUCCGUCCGGCUCACAGGCGGACAGCUCAGCCUUGAUCCUCUCGUAA
Messenger RNA from Punctularia strigosozonata HHB-11173 SS5, 183 nucleotides. RefSeq lists its product as uncharacterized. Bases 1 to 183 code for a protein of 60 amino acids. Lineage: Eukaryota; Fungi; Basidiomycota; Agaricomycetes; Corticiales; Punctulariaceae. The transcript is spliced from 2 exons. The record is from RefSeq and is a predicted model, not a curated record.